Messenger RNA from Baudoinia panamericana UAMH 10762, 780 nucleotides. RefSeq lists its product as uncharacterized. The record is from RefSeq and is a predicted model, not a curated record. Bases 1 to 780 code for a protein of 259 amino acids. Gene Ontology annotation, molecular function: RNA 7-methylguanosine cap binding; translation initiation factor activity. The transcript has 2 exons. NCBI's taxonomy places the organism in Eukaryota, Fungi, Ascomycota, Dothideomycetes, Mycosphaerellales, Teratosphaeriaceae. Gene Ontology annotation, cellular component: eukaryotic translation initiation factor 4F complex; cytoplasm. Gene Ontology annotation, biological process: translational initiation.
AUGGCAGAAGUCGCACAAGGCGGUCCCGUGCCUCCACCCACCACCUCUUCUGAGCCGGUUCCGCUCGACACGAUCCCCAUCGACCCCGUGGACGGCAUUACCGACGCCACCAACGGCACGGCGACCAACGGCCACCACGAUGAGGAGAAGGUGGUAACCGUCUUCGACGACCCGUCCAACUUCAACGUCAAGCACGCUCUGCAAAACACCUGGACCCUCUGGUUCACCAAGCCACCAUCAGGCAAGCAAGACUGGAACGAGCUGCUCAAGGAAGUCAUCAGCUUCGACAGUGUGGAAGAAUUCUGGGGUAUCUACAACAACAUCACACCAGCGUCGGAACUCGCCCAAAAGUCCGAUUACCACCUCUUCAAAGCCGGCGUGCGCCCGGAAUGGGAGGACCCGCAGAACAAGCACGGCGGCCGCUGGGCCUACACCUUCCGCACCGGCAAUAAGGCCUCCGACGACGUCUGGCUGCAUAUCAUGCUCGCCGCCGUCGGCGAGACUCUCGAGGAGGAGAACGACAACGAGGUCAUGGGUGUCGUUGUCAACAUCCGCAAGGGUUUCUGGAGGGUGGGGUUGUGGACGAGGACGGCAGGACAGGCGCCGAAGAAGGGUGGUGAUGAGGGUGACAAAGAGGCGGGCAAGAAGAGGUUGGAGAGGAUUGGGAGGAGGUUCAAGGAGGUGCUGGGCUUGCCGGACACGGAGGCAGUUGAGUUCAGUGGGCAUGCUGACUCGGCGCAUGCGGGCAGUAGUCGGGCUAAGGCCAAGUUCACCGUCUGA